Gorilla gorilla gorilla (western lowland gorilla) is the source of this 3513-nucleotide messenger RNA. RefSeq names its product serine/arginine repetitive matrix protein 2-like. The transcript has a single exon. The record is from RefSeq and is a predicted model, not a curated record. Lineage: Eukaryota; Metazoa; Chordata; Mammalia; Primates; Hominidae. The coding region runs from base 115 to 3498 and encodes 1127 amino acids.
UCGCUAAGGAGGUCGAAGUCCAGGGCAUUGCAGACGAGGACGCCAUCCAGUGCAUCGCUAACAAGGUCGCCGUCGAUGGCAUCGUUAAAGAGGUCGCCGCACAGGGCAUAACGAAUGAGGUCGCCGCCCAGGGCGUCGCUGAGGAGGACCCCGCCCAGGGCGUCGCUGAGGAGGACGCCGCCCACGGCGUCGCUGAGGAGGUCGUCGCCCACGGCGUCGCUGACGACGACGCCGCCCACGGCGUCGCUGACGAGGUCGCCGUCCACGGCGUCGCAGACGAGGUCGCCGCCCAGGGCAUCGCAGACGAGGACGCCGCCCAGGGCGUCACUGAGGAGGACCCCGCCCAGGGCGUCGCUAACGAGGACGCCGCACAGGGCAUCGCGAACGAGGACGCCGCCCAGGGCGUCGCUGAGGAGGACCCCGCCCAGGGCGUCGCUAACGAGGACACCGCACAGGGCAUCGCGAACGAGGACGCUGCCCAGGGCGUCGCUAAGGAGGUCAAAGUCCACGGCAUCGCACACGAGGACGCCAUCCAGGGCAUCGCUAACAAGGUCGCCGUCGAUGGCAUCGUUAAAGAGGUCGCCGCACAGGGCAUCGCGAACGAGGUCGCCGCCCAGGGCAUCGCUAACGAGGACGCCGCCCAGGGCAUCGCUAACGAGGACGCCGCACAGGGCAUCGCGAACGAGGACGCCGCCCAGGGUGUCGCUAAGGAGGUCGAAGUCCAGGGCAUCGCACACGAGGACGCCGCCCAGGGCGUCGCUGAGGAGGACCCCGCCCAGGGCGUCGCUGAGGAGGACGCCGCCCACGGCGUCGCUGAGGAGGUCGUCGCCCACGGCGUCGCUGACGAGGUCGCCGUCCACGGCGUCGCAGACAAGGUCGCCGCCCAGGGCAUCGCAGACGAGGACGCCGCCCAGGGCGUCGCUGAGGAGGACCCCGCCCAGGGCGUCGCUAACGAGGACGCCGCACAGGGCAUCGCGAACGAGGACGCUGCCCAGGGCGUCGCUAAGGAGGUCAAAGUCCACGGCAUUGCACACGAGGACGCCAUCCAGGGCAUCGCUAACAAGGUCGCCGUCGAUGGCAUCGUUAAAGAGGUCGCCGCACAGGGCAUCGCGAACGAGGUCGCCGCCCAGGGCAUCGCUAACGAGGACGCCGCCCAGGGCAUCGCUAACGAGGACGCCGCACAGGGCAUCGCGAACGAGGUCGCCGCCCAGGGCAUCGCACAUGAGGAUGCCGCCCAGGGCGUCGCUGAGGAGGACCCCGCCCAGGGCGUCGCUGAGGAGGACGCCGCCCACGGCGUCGCUGAGGAGGACCCCGCCCAGGGCGUCGCUCAGGAGGACGCCGUCCACGGCGUCGCAGACGAGGUCGCCGCCCAGGGCGUCGCAGACGAGGACGCCGCCCAGGGCGUCGCUGAGGACCCCGCCCAGGGCGUCGCUGAGGAGGACGCCCACGGCGUCGCUGAGGAGGACGCCACCCACGGCGUCGCUGAGGUCGUCGCCCAUGGCGUCGCUUACGAGGACGCCGCCCACGGCGUCGCAGAUGAGGUCGCCGCCCAGGGCGUCGCAGAUGAGGACGCCGCCCAGGGCGUCGCUGAGGAGGACCCCGCCCAGGGCGUCGCUAACGAGGACGCCGCACAGGGCAUCGCGAACGAGGACGCCGUCCAUGGCGUCGCUAAGGAGGUCGAAGUCCAGGGCAUCGCACACGAGGACGCCAUCCAGGGCAUCGCUAACAAGGUCGCCGCCCACGGCGUCGCUAAGGAGGACGCUGCCCAGGGUGUCGCGAACGAGGUCGCCGCCCAGGGCAUCGCUAACGAGGACACCGCCCAGGGCGUCGCACACGAGGACGCCGCCCAGGGUGUCGCUGAGGAGGACCCCGCCCAGGGCGUCGCUGAGGAGGACCCCGCCCAGGGCGUCGCUGAGGAGGACGCCGCCCAGGGCGUCGCUGAGGAGGACCCCGCCCAGGGCGUCGCUGAGGAGGACCCCGCCCAGGGCGUCGCUGAGGAGGACCCCGCCCAGGGCGUCGCUGAGGAGGACGCCGCCCACGGCGUCGCAGACGAGGUCACCACCCAGGGCGUCGCUGACGAGGAUGCCGCCCAUGGCGUCGCUGACGAGGACGCCGCACAGGGCGUCGCUGAUGAGGACGCCGCCCAGGGCGUCGCUGAUGAGGACGCUGCCCACGGCGUCGCUAAGGAGGACGCCGCCCAGGGUGUCGCUAACGAGGACACCGCCCAGGGCGUCGCUAAGGAGGUCGAAGUCCAGGGCAUCGCACACGAGGAUGCCGCCCAGGGCGUCGCUGAGGAGGACCCCGCCCAGGGCGUCGCUGAGGACGCCACUGCCCACGGUGUCGCUGAGGUCGCCGCCCACGGCGUCGCUGACGAGGACGCCGCCCACGGCGUCACUAACGAGGUCGCCGUCCAUGGCGUCGUUAAAGAGGUCGCCGCACAGGGCAUCGCGAACGAGGACGCCGCCCACGGCAUCGCUAAGGAGGACGCCGCCCAGGGUGUCGCUAACGAGGACACCGCCCAGGGCGUCGCUAAGGAGGUCGAAGUCCAGGGCAUCGCACACGAGGACGCCGCCCAGGGCGUCGCUGAGGAGGACCCCGCCCAUGGCGUCGCUGAGGAGGACGCCGCCCACGGCGUCGCUGAGGAGGUCGUCGCCCACGGCGUCGCAGACGAGGUCGCCGCCCAGGGCGUCGCAGACGAGGACCCCGCCCAGGGCGUCGCUGAGGAGGACCCCGCCCAGGGCGUCGCUGAGGACGCUGCCCACGGCGUCGCUAACGAGGUCGCCGUCCAUGGCGUCGUUAAAGAGGUCGCCGCACAGGGCGUCGCGAACGAGGACGCUGCCCAGGGCGUCGCUAAGGAGGACGCCGCCCAGGGCGUCGCUAAGGAGGUCGAAGUCCAGGGCAUCGCACACGAGGACGCCAUCCAGUGCAUCGCUAACAAGGUCGCCGUCGAUGGCAUCGUUAAAGAGGUCGCCGCACAGGGCAUCACGAACGAGGUCGCCACCCAGGGCGUCGCUGAGGACCCCGCCCAGGGCGUCGCUGAGGAGGACCCCGCCCAGGGCGUCGCUGAGGAGGACCCCGCCCAGGGCGUCGCUGAGGAGGACCCCGCCCACGGCGUCGCUGAGGAGGACCCCGCCCAGGGCGUCGCUGAGGAGGACCCCGCCCAGGGCGUCGCUGAGGAGGACCCCGCCCAGGGCGUCGCUGAGGAGGACGCCGCCCACGGCGUCGCUGAGGAGGACGCCGCCCACGGCGUCGCUGACGAGGACGCCGCCCAGGGCGUCGCAGACGAGGACGCCGCCCAGGGCGUCGCUGAGGAGGACCCCGCCCAGGGCGUCGCUGAGGAGGACGCCGCCCAGGGCGUCGCUAACGAGGACGCCGCACAGGGCAUCGCGAACGAGGUCGCCGUCCAUGGCGUCGUUAAAGAGGUCACCGCCCAGGGCAUCGCGAACGAGGACGCCGCCCAGGGCAUCACUAAGGAGGCCACCGCCCAGGGCGUCAUGAACGAGGCUGCCGCCC